CCCACCCCAAACGUCGGCACAUCCCUAGACGCUGCAACGCGCACCGCACCGGUAGAGAAAAUGGCUGCGACCAUGAGCACGAACGGAGGAGCCGCGUGCCGCCUGCCGCCGCGCAUCGGCCUGGGCACGGCGGUGCAGGGCCCGCGCCCGGAGCCGGUCCGCCGCGCGGUGCUCCGCGCCAUCGAGCUCGGGUACCGCCACUUCGACACCGCCGCGCACUACGCGACCGAGGCGCCCAUCGGGGAGGCCGCAGCCGAGGCCGUGCGGACGGGGGUCAUCGCCUCCCGCGACGAGCUCUUCAUCACCUCCAAGGUCUGGUGCGCCGACGCGCACCGCGACAGGGUCCUCCCCGCCCUCAGGCAGACGCUCCGCAAUCUCCAGAUGGAGUACGUGGACCUGUACAUGAUCCACUGGCCCGUGUGCAUGAAGCCCGGGAGGUUCACGGCCCCCUUCACGCCCGAGGACUUCGAGCCGUUCGACAUGCAGGCCGUGUGGGAGGCCAUGGAGGAGUGCCACAGGCUGGGCCUCGCCAAGGCCAUUGGCGUCUGCAACUUCACCUGCAAGAAGCUCGAGACCCUGCUCUCCUUCGCCACCAUCCCUCCCGCCGUCAACCAGGUUGAAGUAAACCCUGUGUGGCAGCAGAGGAAGUUGAGGGAGUUCUGCAGGGAGAAGGGCAUUCAGCUAUGCGCCUACUCGCCUCUGGGAGCCAAGGGUACGCACUGGGGGAGCGACUCGGUGAUGGACUCCGGCGUCCUGCACGAGAUCGCCAAGUCCAAGGGCAAAACUGUGGCACAGGUGUGCCUGAGAUGGGUGUACGAGCAGGGAGACUGCCUGAUCGUGAAGAGCUUCGACGAGACGCGGAUGGAGGAGAACCUGGACAUCGUGGACUGGGAGCUGACGGAGGAGGAGAGGCAGCGGAUCAGCAAGAUCCCCCAGCGGAAGAUCAACCUGGGCCGCCGCUACGUCUCCGAGCACGGGCCAUACAAGUCCCUCGAAGAGCUCUGGGAUGGCGAGAUUUAACAUCAGUAGCUGCCAUCACAGAUUGGCGAGCUGGCUAUGGAUUGCAUGGUUCACUCCUGCAGUGCAGCCUAGCCUGUGUGUGUCGGCAUUCGACUUUCCUGGCCAGGAUGGCUUGUCGGAGAACGGUUUCACACCGACCCCCCUCCAAUAAAAUUUGUUUUUACAACAAGUUAAAUAAAGGAUUUGCUGGAACCA
Messenger RNA from Phragmites australis (common reed), 1215 nucleotides. RefSeq names its product deoxymugineic acid synthase 1. The record is from RefSeq and is a predicted model, not a curated record. The coding region runs from base 61 to 1020 and encodes 319 amino acids. Gene Ontology annotation, molecular function: aldose reductase (NADPH) activity. Gene Ontology annotation, cellular component: cytosol. The transcript is spliced from 4 exons. NCBI's taxonomy places the organism in Eukaryota, Viridiplantae, Streptophyta, Magnoliopsida, Poales, Poaceae.